Messenger RNA from Cryptomeria japonica (Japanese cedar), 5409 nucleotides. Its product is annotated as structural maintenance of chromosomes flexible hinge domain-containing protein GMI1. NCBI's taxonomy places the organism in Eukaryota, Viridiplantae, Streptophyta, Pinopsida, Cupressales, Cupressaceae. The transcript is spliced from 38 exons. The record is from RefSeq and is a predicted model, not a curated record. The coding region runs from base 418 to 5265 and encodes 1615 amino acids.
UGAGGAUGGGUAAGAAUGUACAACUUACACGUGUUAGAAGUUGGAGCAACUUUUAGUGUUGUGUACCUCCCUACUCCGGUUUUUCUGCAAAAGAGCCACCCUAUGUCAUCGGAUUUUUCAUAUAUACGGAAACCUGCUAUUUCGAACAUUGCAUGCGAAACAAGAACUGAGAGUGUGGUAUACAGAGAGUAGGGGUCCCGAGACUGACGACUAAGCAACUGUUUUCAUCACAAUUUUAUUACUGCAGUUCCAGCUGACGCAGUCGGAGAAUUACAUUUAGAUAUUGCAUUGCUUCAGCGGCGUAAAUAUUCUGGGGUUUUCUUUGCUUUAUGGCAGAUGGACAUUUCUUGUGUUGCUUGAACCCUGGCUUGGCUUGCUAAGCUAUUUUAGUGGAUUUGUGUAGGGAAGCAUUCAAAGAUGUCGCAAAGAGCGAAGAGGAAGCGGACGGUCACAGAGGACGCAGAAGCCGUCUUUUCGAGAAGAAAGAAGGAGCCAGAACGACAAAAUGUGGAGAAGAAAUUCACAUACAGGGUCUUGCUUCCUAACAGCUCCAAUUUGACUCUUACUUUGGAGAACCCCGACGAAGAGAUGAGCGUGGGGAACUUCAUCCGUGCGGUGACGAGAAAGUACGAGAAUGGGGACACGGAUAAGGGAUCCAGGCAUAUCCAGUGGACUCAAGCAUACCUGGAAGAUACCAUGGGGAAUAAAAUUAAAGACGGAAAGAUAAUACCCCUCGCUGCCGUUAACAAAGCUGCCACUAUAAUUCUACAGGGAAUAAAUCGGUUGGCUCCAGGAUUCAUGAUUAAUCAGGACGGUGGCAUCGAUACUGUACAUACUUAUCAGGACAUGUGGGAUGUGACUCCAGAACCACAUCUUUUGGUGGCUUUGCCUCAGGAUUACUCUACAGAGACGGCUUUGGCUGAUCUAAUUGACAACUCUUUACAAGCUGUUUGGGCUAAUGCGUCUGGUGAAAGGUGUUUAAUAAGUGUCAAAAUAGGCAAUCGAGAGAUAUCAAUUUUUGAUAGUGGCCAAGGCAUGGACGGAAGCAAAGAAAAUUCUAUUGCAAAAUGGGGGACCAUGGGCUCCUCUAACCAUAGAGCUGCUAGAUGUGAGGCAGUGGGAGGAAAACCACCGUAUUUAAAGCCUUUCUUUGGAAUGUAUGGAUUUGGGGGUGUUGCAGCUUCCAUGCAUCUGGGAAGUGUAGUUAUGGUGUCAUCCAAAACAAAAACAUCAAAGAAAGUUGUCACCCUAAGGCUGGAAAAGGAUUCGUUGGUACAGAGGUCAAAAUCAGAUCGAAUCUGGAGGACACCAGGGGAGAUAAGAGAGGUUUCGCAAGAAGAAAGAAAAAUGUCUCCCCAUGGUAGUUUCACUAAGGUGCAUAUAUCCAGCUUAAAGGCACAGUAUUGGAACGGGGAUCAACUUAAGUGCAUGCUAAAAGACAUUUACUUUCCAUACAUUCAGAAUGAUGGAUCUGAUGAAGCUGUUCGGACAAGUACCCCAGUAGAAUUUGAGGUAAAUGGUACUAAUCUGACUGAGGUAAAAGGAGGAGAAGUGGUUGCAACAAAUUUGGCAGCUUGUAAUGCACCACCAUUUAUCCUUGAGCUUCAUUUUAAAUGCCACCCAGAGACUGACAUGAAAGUGGUUACUGCUGUAGAAGAAGCUAAUGCAAAGCUCUCUUGCUUUUAUUUUCCAAUUAUUCAGGGGAAAGAAAGUAUUGAUGCUAUUUUGGAAAAUCUUGAAUCAGAGAAACGUGGUUUGGGGGAGAACUUUGAGAAAUUUUGCCGUGUUUCCAUAAGGCGCUUGGGGCGUUUACUUCCUGAUGCACGCUGGGGUCGGCUUCCCUUUAUGGAGCCUAAGCGCAGGCGGACAGAGAAUGCACUAAUUCCACAACAGUGUUAUAAAAGGGUCAAAUGUUUUGUUGAGACAGAUGCUGGAUUUUCACCUACAACUUCUAAAACUGAUCUUGCUCACAAACAUCAAUUCACUCUUGCAUUAAAAAGUCUUGGGCGGAAACCUGAUGCUAGCUCUCCAACAAUACAUGUGGAUAUAGAGAGAGAUGGUAAGCCACUGUCACUAAAUCAACUGGAUAAGGAAUAUCAAGAGUGGUUAAGGGCAAUGCAUGAGAGUUUUGAUGAAGAGGUGGAGUGUUGUGACAACCAGGCAGUGUUGAUUUUAAAUCCUAGCAAUGGGAGAGAUCUUGGGAUUUCACAUAAUGUGAUGCGAGUAAUUACUCAGAUACGAAGAAAAGGACAAUUAUGGAAGGCUUGUCAAAGAGUAAAGAUUGUUAAAGGAGCUCCUGGUGGGAAGGAUCUUUAUGCAACUUUGGAGUAUAUCUUGUGUGGGGGUUUAGAAGGUGAUCCAGGUGAAGCUCGAAUGAUCUGCAGGCCAAUGGAAUGCCCUGAAGAGAGGGGGAGCAAGUUAGGUAUCAACAAUGGAAUUGCAAGCUUUGAACUUGGGAUUUCCAAAUCUUUUCCCCUGGAUUGGACAUCAUCUGGAAAGUGUCUGGCUGUGGAUGAUGAAACAUGGACAAAACAGCUUGAGAAAAAGAGGCUCAAAGCUCCAGCAUUUAUUGACAUAUUAAACACAGAGCAUGUACAAAAAUUUGAUGUUGAUAAGGGAUUUCCUAAGGGAGAAACAGUUCAAGCAGGAUUUGACUUACCAAAGGAAAUUAUAGCUGUUGUAAGGCCACAUUCCUUUACUGCAGAUAAAAGCUUAGAUGUUACUGAUCAAAAGCAUAUUGUCAAGGAUAACAUGGAAAUGAGAAUGGAUAUUAGAGAUGUCAGAGAAAAUGGCUUUGCUCCAGAAAAAUCAGCAGGAACUGAUGUGAAGUAUACAAUGCAAACGAGAACUUCCUCUCGGAAAGGAGUCCAUGGAUUGUAUUGCUUCUCGAUGGAAGGAUCCCGUUUAUUGGAGAUGUUCACAAAAGCAGGACGAUACAGAUUUACAUUUUCUCUAGUGAACAGUUCAGAUGCAAAUCCAUUGUGUAGAGAAGAAUAUUUAUGUGUUGAGGCAUCAGAAAAAAUUGAGCAUUGGAAACUAAGUAAUCAAUUGUCAGAUUCAGAGGGUGUUGAACUUAAGCGACUUGAAGGAAGGCUGGGAUCUGAAAUUGGACCAAUUUAUAUAUCCUGCUUUGAUAUCUAUUAUAACUGGAUUGCUUUUAAGACCUAUCCAAAGAUUCAAAUACAAGUUCGGAAGAUGGGAAAGCCAGUGGGAAUUGAUAUAGAGAAUGCAUCUGGAAAUAUAACACACGACAAAAUGCAUGUGCGAGUGAAAGUUUUGUUAGGAGGCAAGCUGAAUUUGUUGCGACCUAGUUUUGAAGCAUCUUUAUGUGUUGGUAUUAAGGAGCCUUGUUAUGCUGAAAUGCCAAUAACAGUGUUACCGGGAGAUUUGUCUAAAGUGGAGAUCUUGAGUAAGCAGGAAUUGGACAACUGCUUGCGCCCUGAAGAUGUGAUUCAUGACUUUGAAAUGCAGGCAAUGGAUACUUAUGGAAAUCCUGUUGAGAAAGGACGAAGAGUAAAGGUGGAAUUGGCAGGGCUCAAGUUCCAGGACCAAAGUGAUUUGUAUCGUAAGGUUGAUGAUCAAGGUCGUCUAAAUUUUGGAGGAUUACUCAAAGUAAUAGGGAACUACGGCACAAAAGGUUAUAUUCGUGUUUCUUCAGACUCUCAGAUGUUACUAGAGAAACAUUUUCAACUUCUAAGUAGGGAACUGAAAGUGAUGUCUGGGGUGCCAGAGCCAGAGGAAUUUUAUGCAGGUUCUACCAUAGACAAUCUUGUCUUUGGAAUUUUUGAUGAAAAGGGACAAAUUGAUGAAGAAAUGAAUGGUCGCCAACAUUCAUUGAUGAUCGAUCCAUCUCCGCAAGAUGGAGUUCAAUAUCCCUUCAGAAUGGGAAUAUGUAAAAUUCCCAAAUUUACUCUUCCAGCAGAACCUGGGACUCUGGAGUUUAAAGCUUUCCAUUCAUUCCAUCCAGAACUUUAUGUGCAUUUUAAGAUUGUACCAUUAGCAAUGGUCAUGUUGCCAGAGAAAGGAUUUGACGAUGGUGCCGUAUAUCAGGCUUUAGAUGAAUCUGUGAAAUCGGAUCCAUGUCCAAGUGAUGAAAUGACUGCCGAUUCAAAGAUAAGGUCACAUGGGAUAUCUCUUUUAAAUAACUUAAAGAAAUGGGAUGAGGAUCUGAAACGACGUGGGGCUAAAGUAGGACAGUAUGAAGCGAAAUUGAGUACACUACAAAAUUCUCUGGCUACCUUGGAAGGUGAAAUUAAGAAAUUGACUAAUGGUUCAAAAGGUAAUGACAAAACGAUGUCAAAUCAAGGCUCCCAUAGAGUUGAACAAACAAUAGAAGAAAUCAAAAGACAGGGAAACAGUGCAGGUGCUGCAUGGGUUGAACUAUUUAGUAGCCAGCAACUUAAGUUCUGUCAACCACCAGUUUUUUCAGAUGUGAUUGGAGUUGUUGCUCUGUUAGGAAAAGUAGAGAGUGAUCUAAUAAGUUGGGUAGUAUCUGAGUAUUUGGGAAAAGAAAAUAUGCUGGCUAUUGUUUGCAAGUCUCGUAAAGGGGUGGAACAGCUUGAAAUGCAUGAUUCUACGGGAAAAAUAAUACCAUUAUCUGGCAUUCAUGGUAUAGCAGAUACACAACGGAGGUAUAUUGAUGGCAGGUUCCGUGUCAUAUGCCUUGACGACAUAAGGUGUUAUGAUGGGGAUUUCAAGUCUGAUGAUCCACAGAAGGAGUUGAUUAUAGAGGAUCCAAAAUUAUUGUCUGGCAGUGUCCCUACUGGAUUCAUUGGUUAUGCUGUAAAUCUGAUCAAAUUGGAUCCUGAGAACCAAUAUUCUUUAGCUACCCCAGGGGUUGGUUUGAGGGAAACAUUAUUUUUUAAUCUUCUUUCUUUUGUGCAAGUAUAUGAUACAAGAAAUCACAUGAUGCAAGCCAUCUCUUGUAUACAAGAUGGUGCUAUCUCAUUAGAUGGAGGCAUCCUUAGGCAGAAAGGCGUCAUUGAGUGUGGAAACAGGGAGGAAGUUGCUGUGAGGUUUCCAACCACUUCAUCAGAAGAAAUAACCUCACCCAAUCAAUGUCAUAUUUUGAUUGAGGAAACAUUAAACAUGAAAAUGAAGCAGAAGAAAAAAUUGGAUGACGAAAUCAAACGAACUAAGACAGCUUUAGAUAAAUCUACUAGAAAAGUUAGUGACAAAUAUGACGAAUUUCUCGAACUCCAGAAAGAAUAUGCAAGCCUGAGUUCUCUUGUUAAACCAGAUAUUUUUGAAUUAGGAUCAUCCUGAGAUCUGAAAUAUUCACCUGGCUUUGCAGGCAAACAUCUUGAUGAAUUCUUAAGAGCAUUUGAACAUGAAAUCCUUUUCUUCAAGAUUCUAGCUCUUUUUUGGUAAUGAUGUAUGUAGAACAAAAUGCAGCUUAUUAUGAUGUCA